AUGCGAAUACAAUCCGGUGGAAUCACGCUACUGCUGUCCACUGUGCUGCCCAGUUUAGGUGCGGCGCUGACCUUCGAUUGCGCCCACAUCAACGUCGACAAGUACAAGUACGAUUUCAGUCCCCUGGGCGGCGUCCAUGAGCUAUACCAUGUCAACGAGACGGAAUCUGCCGUGACAAAUACGACCUACGUUCUCAACAUUUGCAAAAGCCUGGGCACCAAGGCUUCAGACCGUGGCGAUGAUGGGAAGUGUGGAUCGACCAAGCGAAUCUGCGGCUUCGUGAAUCGACACCCGACCAACGGCAACGGCAGCAAGCGCUUCGGCUUCCCGAUCGUCGGCCUCGAGCACAUGGGUGGGGGCUCGAUGGAGCCAGAGCUCACGCGACUAGCCACCAUCGACCCCGAAACCCAGGGUGUCCGGGUCAAGCUUGCGGGCGGCGAAUUCCGAGGAGACGACGACGAGGGAAAGAAGAAGGAGGCAGCAGCCGUGAUCGAUUUUACAUGUGACCCCGACCGGUCUGGACUGGAAGGACUUGUCACGGAGGAAGACAGUGCGGAUGCAGAUGAUGAGAAACGUCGCCGCGAUGAAAACAGUGAUAAAAAGUCCAAGGACCGCAGUCUGCAGUUCAAGAGCUUCGAUCUCAGCGACGAUGAUACCUAUGUCUUGAAGCUGAACUGGCGCACUCGGUAUGCCUGUGAUGAUUACCAGCGUGGGAAGCAGAAUAACUCGAAUUCCUGGGGUUUCUUCACUUGGAUGAUUAUCAUUGUCUUCCUCUGCGUCGCCGCCUACCUCAUCUUCGGCUCCUGGCUCAACUACAACCGCUACGGCGCCCGUGGCUGGGACCUUCUCCCGCACGGCGAUACCCUCCGCGACAUUCCCUACCUCUUCAAAGACUGGGUCCGAAGCGUGAUCAACACACUGCAAGGGUCCGGGUCGAGAGGCGGGUACAGCGCGGUAUAA
Molecule: messenger RNA, 960 nt
Organism: Penicillium subrubescens
Lineage: Eukaryota; Fungi; Ascomycota; Eurotiomycetes; Eurotiales; Aspergillaceae
Product: autophagy-related protein 27
Exons: 3
Coding region: 1-960 (319 amino acids)
Source: RefSeq, a predicted model, not a curated record